Messenger RNA from Sclerotinia borealis F-4128, 5088 nucleotides. The record is from the annotation of a GenBank genome assembly. Lineage: Eukaryota; Fungi; Ascomycota; Leotiomycetes; Helotiales; Sclerotiniaceae.
AUGCCAGCAAGAAAUCGCAGAUUGGAAUAUUUCGACCCUAAUAAAUCCGACUCUAACGACGACGAUUUCUCCCCUACCGAAGUCGUUUCACGAAAGAGUCCAAAAAAGUCAAGGCCAUCGUCACGAAAGAAAGUAGCUCCGCGAAAAAAGAGUAAAUACAAGGAUUCGGAUGUGGAUGAGGACGAGGAUGAUGAAAGUGGACUAGAAGAAUCAUCCGCAGAAUCCGAAGAAGAGGAAGAAGAUAUCGAAAUGAACGAGAAGACUGGAAGAGCGGUGCGAAAAGCCGCGAAGAAAGCUGUCACUUAUGAAGAGAAUAGUGAUAGUGAUGUCGCAGACUUAUUGGAAGAAAUUGAACAGGAGGUACGUCCGACGAGGUCAAAUAAGCGAACACGCGUGCUAGACAAGGAAGACGAGGAUGAAGAUGAAAUCGCAGAACCCAUUUCGAAGCGCAAUAGGGCGACGGAAAAGAAACAAUUUAUGGUGACACUUAAGAUGCCAACUGGGACUACACCGGAUCGAAAAACAAGGGCUGGCAGCACUGCAAAAGCUCGAGCAAGCGCCGAACCUACAUCCCUGGGCCUCAGAAGAAGCACGCGCGCCCGUACUGAGGAAGGUGAAGAGUUCACUUCAUUAUCAAAUUCCGGCAAACACAUCAUUCGACCUUCGAGAUCUCCAGAACCGAUCGGUCGAUUGAGAGCCACUAGAGGAACGAAAGGCCUCAAACAACCUGCUGCUUCCACUAUCAAAGAAGAGGCACAAGAGACGAGCUCAUACGAAGAUGCCCAACAAGAUGCUGAAGGCGAAGACGAUAUUGUAAUACAGCCUGAGAUAAUUGGAACAGAUGAUGGGGAGGACGAUAACACUGAGCCAUUCAACCUCCCUGCCAGUGUGCCCGCCGAUGAAGAUAUGGUAGACGAACUCGCAGUUGACGAAGAAGCCCCGGCAAAAAAGGCAGUCGGUCAUGAUGACGAUGACGACGAACCAGUCGCGAGAACUCGCACUAGAGGCUCUAGAACAAGCAACGCGGGCCAAGAUGCACCAGGAACUGUAGAUACCACCGAGAAUUCAGCUGCUGGUUCUCGACGCCUAAGAACUGGAGGUUCGGGGAAGAAUAAAGAUGAUGGCAGUGACUUUACACCUGAGGGCGAAGGCUCCGAGGAAGAGAUGACGGCAUCUGAUGCCUCGCCGAAGAAAGGUGGGGACGAAGAUGGCGAUUAUUCGAGCUCGUCUAGACCUGGAAGAAAUGCAAGACAAGCGAAGUCAAAGAGCACGUCACGAAGACGUGCGGAUGUAUCAGACGGGGAAGAAGACUUAGAUCCGGAAGAAAUGGCAGAUGAGCUCCAAGAACUUAGACCAUCUCGACGACGACGAAAUCGCGAACCGGAAACUGUGUAUGAGCCCAAAGGUCGCCGUGAACGGAAGCAAGUCGACUACAAAAUGAUGCCAAUGGAUCAAAUAUACGCCCAAGAUGAUGAUAUAGAAGAUCAAGCACCGAAACCUUCCCGUAGGAGUCGUGGCGGUCGUAGUGGUGCAAACAAACCAUGGGAAAGCGUUUUAUAUACAACAUAUGCUCCUUUUGGUGGCGGACUUGGGCCAGCUCCGCUUAUUGGUGGUCCUUGGGGUACCGGUGCUACUGCGGGCGUUGAUUCAGAUGAUAGCGAUGACGAGAACAUGCAACUUCCAGUUGCUCCUGGCAUUGGUAUGAUACCUACCUCUGCAACCAUGGCAAAAAUGCCUGGAUUGCUCCCGCCCAUGCCGCAAGCAAAUCAACUCGACCAAGCGCCAACUGGUGUGCAACUGGGAAAAUUCAAAAGCCAGAAAGCUCUCGCAGAUGCAGACCCUCUUGGUGUCGAUCAAGAUGUUGAUUUCACCAAAGUCGGCGGACUCGAAGGGCACAUUGAACAGCUUAAAGAGAUGGUCCAAAUACCUCUAUUGUACCCCGAACUCUUCCAGAAGUUCAAUGUAACGCCUCCACGUGGUGUACUAUUCCAUGGGCCCCCUGGUACUGGUAAAACUCUUUUGGCGAGAGCUCUAGCAGCUACUACGGGUACAGGCGGUCGCAAAGUCACUUUCUACAUGCGAAAAGGUGCUGAUGCUUUGAGUAAAUGGAUCGGUGAGGCCGAGAAACAGCUUCGAUUGUUGUUUGAACAGGCGAGAAACACACAACCAAGUAUCAUCUUUUUUGAUGAAAUCGAUGGUCUUGCCCCUGUUCGAUCAAGUAAGCAAGAGCAAAUUCAUGCUUCUAUUGUUUCCACGCUAUUGGCACUCAUGGAUGGCAUGGAUGGUCGAGGACAAGUCAUUGUCAUUGGAGCAACAAACAGACCCGAUAACAUUGAUCCAGCCUUGAGGAGACCCGGUCGAUUUGAUCGAGAAUUUUAUUUUCCAUUGCCUGAUAUCGAGGGUCGAAGAUCUAUUCUCAACAUUCAUACCAAGGAUUGGGGCAUCGAUGAUGUAUUCAAGCAAACUUUGGCACACGCUACAAAGGGAUAUGGUGGUGCUGAUAUUCGUGCUCUGUGCACAGAAGCUGCUCUCAAUUCCCUGCAGCGCACAUAUCCUCAAAUCUAUUCUUGUAAUGAUAAGCUCAUUGUGGACCCCCAGAAAAUCAAGGUUACGGCUAAAGAUUUCAUGCUCUCGAUCAAGAAGAUGGUACCAUCAUCCGAACGUUCGACAUCUUCAGGGGCAAAGGCAUUGCCGAAGGCUGUCGAACCUCUCCUUCGAGAUCAACUUAAGUUGAUUGAAGAUAUCGUGGACAACCUAAUACCCAUUAAGAAGAAGACGACUGCCUUGCAAGAAGCAAUGUAUGAACAAUACGAAGAUGAGGAUCAAGGCUUUGGCCGAGAAACAAUGCAGCAUGAUUUCGAGAACUCGCGAGUGUUCCGUCCAAGAUUACUUAUUGGUGGGGAGCCUGGCAUGGGUCAAGCGUAUCUUGGCGGUGCUUUGUUAAAUCAUUUCGAGGGACUACAUGUCCAGAGUUUCGAUCUUCCAACUAUAUACAUGGAUUCUGCUAGGAUCGCGGAGACAGCUAUCGUUGAAUUAUUUGCAGAAGUUAAACGCCACAAACCAAGCGUUAUAUACCUGCCGGCAAUUGAUACUUGGUAUCAUACUCUUCCACAGAACGUGAUAACCACGUUCCUCGGCCUUCUCAAAGCUAUUCCUCCUACAGAUCCUGUUUUAGUGCUCGGCAUAACAGACGUCAAUCCGGAUAAGGUGAAUCCGCAAAUGCUGCGGGAUAUCUUUGGCUUCUCAAGACACAACCGAUUCACCAUCAAACGACCAACGCGGGAACUCCGCGAAGAAUUCUUUCAAACCAUCAUUUCGUACGUCAAAAAAGCGCCAAAUGAGUUCCCAGAUCCAGUCAAUCGUAAAAGGCGUAAGCUAGAAACCCUUGAGUUGGCUCCACCAUUACCGGAAAGAUUACCCACCAAAGAGCAAAUCAAGGCACAAAAGAAACAAGAUCGCCUGCUUUUGAAUCAACUGAAAAUGUCGAUUCAACCUAUUAUGGAUCAAAUACACAAAACGUAUAAAAAGUUUCGGCAACCUGUCCUUCAGCAAAGCCAGUAUCAAUACCUCUUGGACGAAAAAGAUCCAAACUUUGUCAGCCCAGAUAUACCUCAGUUCCGACCAUUUGAGCUAGAUGUUGACAAGAACGGAGUCCAAUGUCUUCGUGAAACAGCGACCGGAAAGAUUUGCUACAACUUAGAUACUAACACGAUUGAGGAGCGGCUAGUCAAUGGUUUCUAUGCUCGACACAAAGAUUUUUUUGCCGAUAUCAGAACUCUAGCCAAAGAUGCCAAACAUUUUGGUGACAAAGAUCGCGAGCUCAGGGCUAAGCAAUUGGUUGCUAAUGUUGAAGUUGACCUUGACCCGAUGGAAAGGGAUCCUAAGUUUGCCGAUUGCGAAAACUUAUACCUUCGACAGUUACAACGAGCUAAGGAAGCGGAAGAGAAAAGUCGAAAGAAGACUCAAGAGGACGUUGGGAUGGAUUUAGUUCGCUCAGAUGUCUUCUCGGGAGAAGCAAACUCGAGACUCGAUUCUCCUGGGACAACCAGUUUAGGUCAAGCUAUUCCUGGUCAACGUCCGAUCUCUGGUGUUCUACUCCUCCAAUCCCCCAGCGCUCUCUCCAGUGGUCACUCGAUAGCUUUAGGGUCUCAGCAACUUAUGACCAAUGGAUCUUCCGUGCCAUCCAGAGUAAGCGGUGAAGAUAUUAUAAUGAGUGGGACAACCGAUAAUGCCUCCGAUUAUUCCCAGAGUUCACCUGCUUUUCCACUUCAACAAUGGCCACCCAACACAGCCAUGGCCCCUUCGAGCAUGUCUAACCGCGCUACUGGGAUCAAUUCUCAGCGAUCUGCUUUCCAGGAAAUACCAGAUGACACAUCUUUCAGUGCAUUGAUCAACAACGCUUCUCCAACAACCUCUGGAAAGAAAACAUCAGAUGCAACGACCUCAAAGAGAUCAUCGAAUGCUUGGAGUACACAUGCUACAAAUGGGACUCGUCCAGGUGCUUUAAGUCCCAUAGUUGGGCAUAGACAAGAUACCGAUCUUCCGGAAACGCAGAAAUUCUCACAGAAUCAGAGCACACAGGGCACAAAUCUUACAAAUGUGGCCGAGGGCGAGAAAAGUAGUGGAGAAGAGUGGCUUCAUUCACAAGCACAUGCUCUUGCACGUGGUCAUCUUGGUUUUCCAUCCCAGACACCAAGCACACAUAAUUCGCAAGAAAGGCCACCGGUGCCACAAUUUAAUGCUCCUCCACGACCAUCUGCGUCCAAAACUUCUGGUGAUGUGGCGGAUAAUUCACUAGUUGAAGUUGAUUCCACGCAGUCAUCUUCACCAAAGGAAUUCAUUAUGACGGAAUAUUUUGCGGCGGACCUACUGCGUUGUCUUACAGAUGGAUCAAGCGGUUGCUCGAUUGAACAAUUGGAACAGAUAAAUCGCGAAUUAAUGGACUACAUGUGGAAGAUGAGGGGGGAGUGGAACAGGAACACGAUUUGUGUCAACUUAACCAACGUGUUCAAUGAGACCAUAUCGGAUAUGGAGGAGAUGCAGAAGGUUUUAAAGCCGAGUCAAGAACUACCGGACCCAGACUCGUAG